CACCUUUCCUUGUCUCUCUCCAUUAUUUAUUCAUCUAUUCAUUCAAAAUUAAUUGCACCUUCUUCUUUAUCUUCAUAUAUAAAAUACAACCUUGCAUUCUUCUAUUCUCAUCAUCUCUCACAUCUCAUAUAUCUCAAACUUACAAGGCUUUGUUUGGCAUAAUAAGCUAUUUUGGAAAUUCUGAAUUAUUUUGAAAGAAGAUGGAAAACAGUGUUGCAUAUGAUAAAGAUCUUAACAUGAAGGAUACUGAGCUAAGAUUAGGACUUCCAGGAACAGAGAAAAAUGAGAAAGAAGAAACAACACUUUCUGUCAAAGUUUCCAACAAAAGACCAAUGAUUGAAUCUUCAAAGGACAAUGGUUCAAAAACAUCUGAUGAAGAAGCACCUCCUUCUAAGGCUAAGAUAGUUGGGUGGCCACCAAUAAGAUCUUAUAGGAAGAACAGUUUGCAAGAAGCUGAAGCUUCUGGAAUUUAUGUGAAAGUGAGUUUAGAUGGUGCUCCUUAUCUUAGAAAGAUUGAUUUAAGGAUCUAUGGAGGCUAUGCACAACUUCUCAAAGCUUUAGAAAACAUGUUCAAGUUAACCAUAGGUGAUUACUCUGAAAAAGAAGGUUAUAAGGGAUCUGAUUAUGAACCUACUUAUGAAGACAAGGAUGGUGAUUGGAUGUUAGUUGGAGAUGUUCCAUGGGAUAUGUUUGUGACAUCUUGCAAAAGACUAAGAAUUAUGAAAGGAUCAGAAGCUAGAGGUGUUUGAGAAACAAAGUUACUAAGAAAAGUGAAGUGUUUUUGGUGUGAAGGGAGAAAAUUAAAACAAAGAACCUUUCAGCUUGUGUUGUCGGAAGAACAAAAAAACUAAAGGAUUUUUGAAUCACUGUAGAGUAUGCUAUGCCAUCAAGCACAACAUACCUAUCUGAAGUUGUGCUCUAAGGAAGGGAAAUGGAAGAUACAGUGCAGUUUCUUAGUUUCCUCAAAGAUUAAUUUCUGGUUAUAACUUUAGCAUCCAUGGUUGGAUUGGAUGCUAUUCUAUAUGAUAUGUUAAUUAUUUCAAUUUUCAACUGAUUUUUUUUUUUCAUGUUUUAAAUGAGAAAAUCUUUUAGAGAUUUGCUUCAAAUGAAAGAGAUACAAAAGGGCGAUGUUAAUGUUUAAUUAUCCAAGUUUUUUCUUGUAUAUCGAUACAAGAAUAUAUAGUGUAAUAUUAAUAUACCAAGUGUUGUAUAAAUUUCUAUGUUAUUGAAUGGACUAUAAAUUAUGCA
This is a messenger RNA of Trifolium pratense (red clover), 1248 nucleotides long. RefSeq names its product auxin-induced protein 22B-like. Gene Ontology annotation, biological process: regulation of DNA-templated transcription. Gene Ontology annotation, molecular function: protein binding. The coding region runs from base 201 to 749 and encodes 182 amino acids. The record is from RefSeq and is a predicted model, not a curated record. Gene Ontology annotation, cellular component: nucleus. Lineage: Eukaryota; Viridiplantae; Streptophyta; Magnoliopsida; Fabales; Fabaceae. The transcript has 3 exons.